AUGAGGUGCCUAGCGUGGAAUUGUCGCGGUCUUCGGAGACCGGCGGCAGAGAGAGCCAUUAAGAGGCUUUCUCAGGGUGAAGGGUUCGAUGUGAUUUACCUGAUGGAAACUAAGGUGGAUGAGGAAUCGAUGUAUGCAAUUACUACGAAAUUGGGAUUUCAAGAAUAUAGAGAUAUUUCUUCUAUGGGCAUGGCUGGGGGGUUUUGUGUUGCUUGGAGAAAGGGUAUCAAGCUGAGUAUUAGAAACAAAUUCAAUUCGGGGUUUGAGUGCCGUAUUGAAGAAGAUCACAAGGAGCCUUGGACUUUAUUCUGUAUCUAUGGGACACCUUAUGGAAGGGAGAAGGGAGCGUUUUGGCGAUGGCUGACAUAUAUAGUCUGUAAUUGUGACACUCGAUGGAUGGUGUGGGGGGAUCUAAAUGUUAUUCUUAAUGAUGAAGAAAAGAAAGGUGGCCGAGAGUUCCACAAUCGUGAAGGGGCUCAUCUGCAGAAUUUCUUGUUGGAAACCAGAGGUGUUGAUCUGGGUUUUAGUGGCCCAAAGUUUACCUGGGUGAAGUCAAGGGGCUCUCAUAACUCCGUGAGGAAACGGCUCGAUAGAGCAGUGGCCUGUGCGCAUUGGUGUCUAAGUUUUCCUGAAGCUUCUGUGGUUCACCAUCCUAUUAUGGCCUCCGAUCACGCCCCCUGGUUCUGGAUACUCAACCAAUGA
Messenger RNA from Cannabis sativa, 702 nucleotides. RefSeq lists its product as uncharacterized. Lineage: Eukaryota; Viridiplantae; Streptophyta; Magnoliopsida; Rosales; Cannabaceae. The record is from RefSeq and is a predicted model, not a curated record. The transcript has a single exon. Gene Ontology annotation, molecular function: catalytic activity. The coding region runs from base 1 to 702 and encodes 233 amino acids.